GAAGCCUCUGGCAAAUAAAGGACUUAUAUGUAUUCUAUUAUAUUCGUGAUGUUCCCGAAAAACGACCAAAUUUGGUUGUUGCAACGUUCGCAGUACUCAGUGCGAUCAAGAUGAAGUAUAUUUCGGGAUUUUUUAUUUCCGCAUUUCUGUUAGGGGUUACUCAUGGCCACGUGUUAGGCAUCCUCAGGGAGUUGUCCCCCUGGAUCACCGAAUUAUCCGACACCAUCACCCACGUGUUGAAAGAUACAGGGGGAGUAAUUGGUCACACAUUCUCUUCCCUCGAUUCCAUAAUUGAAGGAGGCGAGGAUUCAAUCGUGCAAUUCAGUAAUAACAUCGAGGACAUCCUAAACGGUUGCCCGGACGACUCACAACAUCAACAAUGUGCUGCGCAACUCAGGGCUGUAUCUCAAGGCAUAAACAGUACCAUUCUUAGAAUCUGCAUAGACGAGACAAGAAUCAGAAACACCCUAUCUGAGAGACUGGUCCAAAUAUCCAAACUGAGGACGCAAUGUAUGACGACGUUUACCAGAUGUCUGAAGCAACCUCCGAUUGACCAAUGCAUCAAAACUGAAAUCAACACAGUAAAAUCCAGCAUUCAAGAAAAUGAACUCACUCUUCAUAAGGACGUGGAAAGUAUUUGUGCAGAGGUUAAGCAAUGCGUAAGUGACAGGGCACAACAAGUCUGUGGUACUCUGCAAUCUGCGAUAGAUGAUUAUAAAAAAUGCAGUGGAGAUGACUGAUAUAUGUAAAUAGAUGGAUGUGAGCUCUUUCAAUAAAUAAACUCUACGUGACUAAAUCGAAAACAAUAAACAGAACGUUCCGGAAAA
Coccinella septempunctata (seven-spotted ladybird) is the source of this 827-nucleotide messenger RNA. RefSeq lists its product as uncharacterized. Bases 111 to 740 code for a protein of 209 amino acids. NCBI's taxonomy places the organism in Eukaryota, Metazoa, Arthropoda, Insecta, Coleoptera, Coccinellidae. The record is from RefSeq and is a predicted model, not a curated record. The transcript has 2 exons.